Molecule: messenger RNA, 2898 nt
Organism: Ictalurus punctatus (channel catfish)
Lineage: Eukaryota; Metazoa; Chordata; Actinopteri; Siluriformes; Ictaluridae
Product: serine/threonine-protein kinase pim-3
Exons: 6
Coding region: 431-1405 (324 amino acids)
Biological process (GO): negative regulation of apoptotic process; regulation of mitotic cell cycle; protein autophosphorylation
Cellular component (GO): cytoplasm
Molecular function (GO): protein serine/threonine kinase activity; ATP binding
Source: RefSeq, a predicted model, not a curated record
GUCCGCGCCACAGAUCAGACGCAGCGCAGUGUGAUUCGUGAGAGCUGAGGCGACGAGAGAUACGUCCAAAAUUGAGCGGUAUUCGCGUUAAUGUAACGCCAGUUCAUUUCUCUUUGCUGUCCAUCAAGUGGACGAGUGUCACCCAGGAUUAUACCCAAUUGAGGAUUGUAUUUAUUUGAGCGCUGGAUUGACUUUUUUUUCUUGGUCCGCGUUUUCCCGGAGACGCUGCGCUGCAUCGGAUCUAACGGAUCUACCGUUAACCUUCUCCUCAUCUCUGUGUGCCUUCGGUUAGCAGAACAGCUUGUCUUCUGAGAGCCUUUUCUCUAUAAAUUGGACUAUUGCAACAACAACAAAAAAAAACAAAACAAAACCCAGACCUUAUAUUAUAGCAAAGGAUUCCUUUUUCACUCCCACCUCAUGCGCUGAAAAUAUGCUGCUGUCAAAGUUUGGCUCUUUUUCUCACAUCUGCAGCCCGAAUAGCGUGGACCAUUUACCGGUGAAAAUUCAGAUUCAGCCAGUGAAAGUGGAGUCAGAGCCGUUUGAGAAGGUCUAUCAGGUGGGCUCCGUGUUGGGAAGCGGGGGAUUUGGGACGGUUUACGCUGGCAGUCGGAUUUCUGACGGGUUACCGGUCGCAGUUAAACAUGUUGCAAAGGAGAGAGUCACAGAAUGGGGCUCCAUUAAUGGUGUGAUGGUGCCUCUGGAAAUCGUGCUGCUGAAAAAAGUAGGCUCCAACUUUCGAGGAGUCAUAAAGCUGCUGGACUGGUACGAGAGGCCGGAUGGCUGGCUGAUCGUCAUGGAGAGGCCGGAGCUGGUCAAAGACUUGUUUGACUUCAUCACAGAGAAGGGCGCUCUGGAUGAGGGCACAGCACGGGGCUUUUUCCGCCAGGUGUUGGAGGCGGUUCGGCACUGCUACAGCUGCGGCGUCGUGCACAGAGACAUCAAAGAUGAGAACCUGCUAGUGGACCUGCGCACCGGAGAACUCAAGCUGAUUGAUUUUGGCUCGGGGGCAAUUCUCAAGGACACGGUGUACACCGAUUUUGACGGUACGAGAGUGUACAGCCCGCCAGAGUGGAUACGUUUCCAUAGAUACCAUGGCCGCUCAGCCACUGUCUGGUCACUAGGGGUGCUGCUGUAUGACAUGGUGUGUGGAGACAUUCCCUUUGAGCAGGAUGAAGAGAUCCUCAGAGGACGACUCUAUUUCAGACGCAGAAUCUCAGCAGAGUGCCAGCAGUUGAUUAAGUGGUGUUUGUCCCUGAGGCCAUCAGACAGACCAACUCUGGAGCAGAUCUUUGAGCAUCCAUGGAUGCGUCACGCCGAAGCAUCCAAGACGGAGGAGGGUGACAUCCGGCUAUGUAACAUCAGUACAGACACUUCCAGCAUGAGCUCCAGCAAGGAGAGCCUCUGAAAGAAAGAACGUCUUGCUCUGAAAAAGAGCUGGGACUCAAUGGACUCUUGGUCUGCAUCCCUGCCUUGUCAGGCUUGCAGAUUCCUUUUUUCUUCUUUUGUAGGGAAUCAUAAUUUAUUACAGUUUGCUUUUCCUUUCAAUCUUUUUAUUUUAUUAUUAUUAUUAUUUUCUUUUUUUUUUCUUUUUUUACAAUUCAUAAAAUUUGUUUCCUGGUGGGGAACAUUUGCUGUUUGGGCGGACUUACCAGCACUUAUUAUUAUUGUUGUUGUUGUUAUUAUUAUUAUUAUUAUUAUUAUUAUUAUUAUUAUUAUUAUUUUAUUGUUACAAGGCUGGUUUAUGCAUCUGGCAAGCCUCCUACACAGAUGUGGCUGCUCUCAUAGAGCUUGGACAACUUUUUAUUUAAAUGUUUUAAUUUUUGAUUUGGAGUGCCUUUUUGAAAGCUGCUGUUUCGGGGCUUUCAUUGUUGCUUUUGUUGUUUUGUUUGAAAGUUUCCCUUGAGCUGGUUCGAAGGUUACGUGGUGUUUGGUGAUCAACCAUUGCACAUAAACCUCCAGCCAGUUCAGGGGUCUUACAGUGGGGAGGGAUUGACCGAUACUUGAAACGCGCACACCCACCGCGUCUCUUUCUAACGCUGCUCAGUCACAUAGCCUAUAUAGGUUGUCUAGAAAAAGAAAAAAAACUGUUCUUUUUUUUUUUUUUUUUCUUUCUCUGAAUGUGUAUAGAGAUUUGGUAUAACCGCUGUACCUUCUGAGGGUCUGGAAUGCUCCUUCCCCUCAGCUUACUCUACUCUUCUGCUCCUCAUCCCACUGCUGAAACUACAUUAGUCUGUCUCCUGGGUUUUGGGGGACCUGGGUGUGAAAAUGCACAAUCAAUGCAAUAUUCAUGAAUCCUUUUUUCCCCCUCUUCUUUUUUUAUUUAUUUUUUUUUUUUUUAAAGACAAACUUGUACAGUUUUUUUUUUUUUUUUUUUUUUUUUUUUUUUUUUGUACAGUUUUCUUCUUUACAUUUAAUUUAUUUGUAUCGUAGACAUUCCACUCUGUGGCUAUUUAUUUUUUAUUUAUUGUUCUGCUUAAAAUUUGCAUAUCUUUAUAUGGCCUUUUGUUUGCAUUCCUGAUGUCUUUUUUUUUUUUUUUUUUUUUUUUUUUUUUUUUUUUUACAUUUGGACAAGAGAUGGUGGAGGCACUGAAGCUGUUGUCAAUGUAAAAAGGAAUAAAAACAAGAUUUACUUAAAUUGAAAGAGCGAUGAAUGUUAUUUAAAUUCUCUUGGUUGGUUGUCAUUUGAAAUCAAAAGUCCAUUUAAUGUUUUUUGGUCUAUGUAAUCUCCCUAUAACAGAUGGAAGUGUUUUGCAGAAUUGCGAUGGGAUGAGGCUACACCUAUCACAGGCUACACAGCCUUGUGUUAGAUAUUCUCUAUAAUAAAAGUUGCAAUGGAACCCUAAUGGAAAUCCUAUUUUUAUACAAGAACAUUUCAAUUAAACUUUCAUUUGUACAGAA